UUUUGUUAUUGAACCAGGGUUUUCACACACUCACAGGGACAAUCACGAUGCCCCUGCCGGACACGAUGUACUGCGCCCAGCAAAUCCACAUCCCCGCGGAGCUGCCCGACAUCCUCAAGCAGUUCACCAAGGCGGCCAUAAGGACGCAGCCAGAGGACGUGCUGCAGUGGGCGGCCGCGUAUUUCUGCGCCCUCUCCAAAGGAAACACUCUCCCUGUGAAGGAGAGACUUGAGGUGCCACUAGCAGUGCAGGAAGGGGAGGGUGGUCUCACUCCGGGCCUCCUGAAAGUGCUGCACAAACAGCUGGGCUGCGAGGAGACUGUGACCAGGGAGGAGCUGGAGCACAAGUGGAAGGGACUUUGCCUGCCCACCGAACAGCUGGACACGCUGCUGCAGCUCGGCGACUUUGGUGCAGAGCUCAAGUGGAUGCAGUUCUUCGCUCUGGGCUGCAGUGCCCUGGGUGGGUCCAUCCUGAGCACCCUGAAACACGCCUGCGAGAUCCUCACCGAGGACACGGAGGGAGGCCCCUCUCGCAUCCCCUUCGACACCUUCGCCGACCUGUACACCUACCUGGCACGCCUGGACGGCGACAUCCCCCAGGACGAGAUGGACAGCUUCCUUCAGAGCCUGCAGGAACACGUGGAGCGCCAAGGAGGGAUGGUACAGCCAACGAAUUUCACUAGUCCCUGUAGAGCUGAACAGACAGAGUAAAGGUAAAAGGUACAUGUUGGCAGCCUGUAACACCCUCGCAUCUUACAUCACCAGUCCUUAUUGUCACCAUUCCCUCUAAGAAGCCUGAAAACUGCAAUGCAGUGCUGGGAGACGAGAUGUCCUCUCUGAGACUGUUUACCCUGUUUACUCAGAGCUUUCAGCCAAAAAAAUGCAGUGAAAUGAUACACAUUGUCAAGGUAUUAAUUUCAGCAAAUGGUUUUAUACAAAAAUACUCACCUUUUCUGGUAUUUUACUUGAGAAUCAUUUAUUCCAGAUUCUUAACUACUACAUUACCUGCUUAUCCCCUAUCUGAACGGGUACAGUGUAUAGGACUUCUGGAUGUUCACUCCGUUAAGGAGUCACUAAAAUUUACAUUAAAUAUUCUGUUCUUGGACCGUGGACAUUCACAAAUGACAUGUAUUACAGCUGAAUGUUUGUCACAUGUUUAAAUGCAUUAAACGUGGUAAAAUAA
Scleropages formosus (Asian bonytongue) is the source of this 1182-nucleotide messenger RNA. It is a transcript of the gene ropn1l, whose product is annotated as rhophilin associated tail protein 1-like. The record is from RefSeq and is a predicted model, not a curated record. NCBI's taxonomy places the organism in Eukaryota, Metazoa, Chordata, Actinopteri, Osteoglossiformes, Osteoglossidae. Bases 48 to 710 code for a protein of 220 amino acids. The transcript has 6 exons.